Molecule: messenger RNA, 8737 nt
Organism: Panicum virgatum (switchgrass)
Lineage: Eukaryota; Viridiplantae; Streptophyta; Magnoliopsida; Poales; Poaceae
Exons: 14
Coding region: 124-8490 (2788 amino acids)
Molecular function (GO): ATP binding; helicase activity; protein binding
Source: RefSeq, a predicted model, not a curated record
UUUCUUCUCCGAGAAGCAAAAGAUCACCUCCGCAUUAAAACCCCCACCACUCCCAGACCACCGCCCCGGCUUUCCACUGAGCAGCGGCCGCCUUCGCCUUGACUCGGAGCGACUCCGAUCCGGAUGUGGGCGAGCGGGUGUAGAGCCGGCGAGCUAGCGAGCGAGAUGAGGGAGCAACGCGACCGCGAAAUGGCGGAGGAGGAGAGGGAUUUGGGCGACAUCGUGCUUUCCUGGUCGGUGACGGAGAUCAUGAACGAAGACCUCUACAAGGGGCAGGUCGAGAAAAUUCCAUUCAGCUUUAGUUCACUUGAUCACUACUUGAAAGCAUUCAAGGGACCUCUGAUUGAAGAAACAAGGUCUGACCUGUGCUCGUGCCUUGAGAGCAUCACAGAAGCACCCUCCUCGAAAAUAGUUUCUAUGGAGGCAGCAGGAAAAUCAGGUCUGUAUUUUAUGGAUGUGGAAUUUUGGGAUAAUGGUGCCGGUUUUUCUAGUGAGACCUAUACUGCUAGGAAUGGCGACAUCUUUAUUCUGUCUAGCAUGAAACCUGAAGCUGCAGAGGACUUAAACCGCUAUGGUCUGACAUAUUGCUUGGCAAUGGUUACUGAAGUUUCCAUGAAUGAUGAAUAUCAGAAAGGCUUCAGAGUGAAGGUUGCAAAGGAUAUUGGUUUAGAAGAAGACUUAAAUAAACUCCGACAUGCAAUAUUUCUUACUAAUAUAAUGACAAGUCUACGGAUAUGGAAAGCCCUUUGCUUUGACACAUGCAUGAAUAACAAUUUCACAAUAAUCAAGUCACUUCUAGCCCCCAGUAACAUGGGUGAAGAAGUCUGUGCGGUCUGUGUUAAAAAGGAUGAGGACUGUUCAGAUUCUUUUGCUGAGCAAUUACUGCCAGUUAAUCUUAAUCAAUCACAAUUAGAUGCUGUUCAAUCUAUCAUCUCAGCAGCGCAAUGUAGGCAUCUGAACCUCACAAAACUUAUAUGGGGUCCACCAGGUACUGGAAAGACCAAGACUGUUAGUGCUAUUCUGUGGGCUUUAGCUUGUGUGAAAUGCAGAACUCUUACAUGUGCUCCCACAAAUGUUGCUGUUGUUGGAGUUUGCACUCGUUUCCUUCAAAAUUUGAAGGAUUUCAACAAACAGAUUGGCAAAAAUGGUCUACCUCUUUCUCUUGGUGACAUAUUGUUAUUAGGGAACAAGUACAAGAUGGACAUCACUGAGGAGCUUCAGGAAGUUUUCUUGGAUUAUCGUGCGGAUGAACUUGUUGAGUGUUUUUCAUCAUUGUCUGGAUGGAGGUACAUAAUUGCUUCAAUGAUAUCUUUUUUUGAGGAUUGUGGUUCUCGAUAUGAUAUGCUUCUUGAGAAUGAUGAGAGCAGUGAUUCUGAAUGCUUUCUGGAUUUCCUGAAGAAGCAAUUUGAUGCAGCAACAAAAGCUCUAAAGAAAUGCAUGAUGACCUUGUGGACUCACCUUCCACGAAAGUGCUUUUCAUGUGAUGUUAUAAGCAACAUUACUAUGCUGUUGGGUUUGCUGGAAAAAUUUGAUGCCCUUCUAUGUAAUCAAGAUUUAACUGAUGAGGCUGUCAAAAGAGCCUUUGGUUUUCUGUCAACUGAUAACUAUGUAGCACAGCGAACAUCUUCUAUUGAGAAGGAACUGGAUGCAGCAAGUUCUUUAUGCCUUAAAUUACUGAAAGAUCUUCAGAGUUCACUUGAUUUACCAACCGGAAGAGACAGAAAUUGGAUUCAGAACUACUGCAUGCGUAAUGCAACACUUAUUUUCUGUACUACUUCUAGUUCUUACAGGUUGCAUAAUGCGGAGAUUGCUCCGCUUGAUGUGUUAAUUGUUGAUGAGGCUGCUCAAGUCAGGGAAUGUGAAUUGCUGAUCCCACUACGUUUGCGUUGGUUGAAACAUGUUAUUUUGGUGGGGGAUGACUGCCAGCUAAGGCCACUAGUUAGAAGCCAAGUAUGCAAGGAAGCUGGAUUCGGAAUCAGUCUUUUUGAGAGAUUGGUUGUCUUGAACUUUGAAAAGCAUUUGCUGAACAUACAAUAUCGCAUGAAUCCAUGUAUCAGCUUAUUUCCAAAUGCUCAAUUUUAUGAGAAGAAGAUUUUAGAUGGACCAAAUGUUCUUUCUUCUUCAUACAACAAGGAUUACACGAGCCUUCCUUUUGGUACCUAUACUUUCAUAAACAUCACUGAUGGGAGGGAAGAAAAGGAGGGUGCAGGAAACAGUUGGAGAAACCUGGUUGAAGUUGCUGUUGUUUUGCACUUGAUUCAAACCAUCUUUAAAUCUUGGAAAAAGACAGGACAAGGGAUUAGCAUCGGUGUAGUUUCACCGUAUAGUUCUCAGGUGGCUGCAAUUAAAGAUAGACUUGGGAAAAUGUAUGAAACGAGUGACGGCUUUCAUGUCAGGGUCAAAUCAGUUGAUGGUUUCCAAGGAGAAGAGGAUGAUAUAAUCAUACUAUCAACAGUUAGAUCCAAUAGGAGGGGCAUUGUUGGAUUUCUUGCUGACAACCAAAGAACAAAUGUUGCUCUUACUAGAGCAAGGCAUUGUCUUUGGAUUCUUGGCAAUGCUAACACAUUGUAUAAAAGUGGGACAGUCUGGAAAGACCUUGUUGCUGAUGCGCAGAGCCGUAAAUGCGUUUUCAAUGCCACUAAUGACACAGCAAUCUGCAAGUUGAUUUUGCAUGUAAAACAUGAACUUGAUGAACUGGAUGAUCUACUUAAUUCUGACUCAGCAGUUUUCAGCAAUACCAGAUGGAAGGUCAUUCUAAGUGACAACUUCAGAAAGUCUUUCACAAAACUAAAAUCUCCACAGCUAAGGAGGGAGGUACUCCAGAAACUUGUCAAACUUGGUGGUGGUUGGCGGACAAGAAUUACAAAUUUUGAUAUGACUGAUACUUUUCAGCUUGCAAAAGCAUACAAAAUCAGGGACCUUUAUCUGGUUUGGAGCACUGAUUUGGAGAAAAGCGAAAGAUACUUCCAGAUAAUAAGAAUAUGGGACCUUUUGUCUCACCAACAUGUUGCUAGAACUGUUCAACAUCUUGAGAAUCUCUUUUCCAUGUACACAGAUGAUUACCUUGACCACUGCAGAAGAGUGCAGGCAGAAGGGAAACUAGAAGUUCCUAUAAUUUGGGAUGCUGAACAUGAUAUUAUUCGGUAUAAGAAGGAUUGCAGAGUUGAUCAAGAAAGUCAUGACCGUGUGGACACCUCAUGUGCUCUGGAGAAUACAAAAGUUAGUGAAAGUUUCUUGCUGAUGAAAUUUUACUCUCUAUCAUCUGGUGUGGCAAAACAUUUGCUUACUGCAACAGAUGGGACUGAAAUCGAGAUCCCCUUUGAACUGACUGAUGAAGAGGAGGCGAUAAUUCGAUUCCCGCACAGUAGUUUUAUUCUUGGGAGGUCAGGCACCGGGAAAACCACUGUUUUGACGAUGAAACUGUAUCAAAUUGAGCAACAGUCCUUGAUUGCAUCCCAAGGACUGGAUUUGGGUGAAGUUGAUUUACCUAUGGUUGAUCACAAAAAUGCUUUGCCAAUGAAGGACACAAGCAAAAGAGAGAGUUUUGUAAAACAAGUCCUUAUCACUGUAAGCCCAAAGCUUUGUUCAGCUAUAAAGAAUCACAUUUGCAGGCUUCAAAGAUUUGGCUCCGGUGAUGUCUCUGACCAGCCUAACAUCCUUCAUAUGCAUGAUGCCUUUGAUGACCUUGAAGAGUUUACAAAUGUGCCAGAUAAUUUCAAUGGUCUACUGAACGAGCACUAUCCACUUACUAUAACAUACCGUAAAUUCUUGAUGAUGCUCGAUGGAACAUGCCAAACUUCAUUUUUUGAUAUGUUUCAUGGAGAAUUCAAGUCUAGCAUUGAGAGAGGUCAUUCCAAAUCUCGAGCUUUGCAAGCUUUUAUUGAGUCGAAAGAAGUCACCUUUGAAAAGUUUGCCACUUCCUAUUGGCCUCAUUUCAAUGCAGAACUAACAAAGAAACUUGAUGCGUCCACUGUCUUUACGGAAAUAAUUUCUCACAUAAAGGGUGGAUACAAAGCUAACAUGCAUGGCAAACUCAAAAGGAUUGAUUAUGUGAUGCUCUCUGAUAGAAGAUUUUCAUCUCUAAACAGUGAAAUGCGAGAGAAGAUUUAUGAUGUUUUCCUUGAUUACGAGAGUAUGAAGCGCACUGCUAGAGAAUUUGACUUGUCAGAUUUUGUCAAUAGUCUUCACAGUCGUCUAGUUUCUGGAGGUUACAAAGGGGAUUUGCUGGAUUUUAUAUACAUAGAUGAGGUGCAGGAUCUUAGCAUGUCGCAGAUAGCUCUUCUUAAGUAUGUAUGCAGAAACUUCAAGGAGGGCUUUGUUUUUGCUGGUGACACGGCACAGACUAUAGCAAAGGGUAUUGAUUUCAGGUUUGAAGAUGUCCGCUCGCUGUUCUAUACCUCAUUCCUCUCAGAGAUUGAAGCAUGCAACCGAGGAGUUCGUCUCACUGAUAUGUUCCAACUCAGUCAGAAUUUUCGCACACACUGUGGUGUUCUUCGUAUGGCUCAGAGUAUAAUGAGCCUUUUGUACUACUUUUUCCCAUCAAGUGUUGAUAAGCUUAAUCCAGAAACUGGGCUUGUGUAUGGUGAAGCUCCUGUUCUCCUCGAGUCCGGUAAUGAUGAGAAUGCAAUUAUGACUAUUUUUGGACAAAGCAAAAGUGAACAUAACCAGCAUGGGUUUGGUGCUGAGCAAGUCAUAUUGGUUCGUGAUGAUGCUAUCAAGAAACAAAUUGUUAACCUUGUUGGUAAACAAGCUCUUGUCUUGACUAUUGUUGAAUGUAAGGGCCUUGAAUUCCAGGACGUGCUGCUGUACAACUUUUUCAGUUCAUCACCAUUACAUAACAAAUGGAGGGUUGUGUAUGAUUACAUGAAAAACAAGGAUGUUAUAACAUCAUCUAAAGAGAUAUCUCAUCCAGGUUUCGAUAGAAACAAGCACUAUCUUUUAUGUUCAGAACUGAAGCAGCUCUAUGUCGCAAUCACACGAACUAGGCAAAGAUUGUGGAUCUGUGAAAAUACUGAUGAUUACUGUCAACCAAUGUUCGACUACUGGAAGAAGUUGUGCAUUGUGGAGGUUAGACUACUCGAUUCUUCACUGAUUCAAGCGAUGCAGACAGGGAGCAGUGCUGAUGAUUGGAGGCUACGGGGUACUAAGUUAUUUAAUGAGGGGCAAUUCGAGAUGGCUACCAUGUGCUUUGAAAAGGCUGGUGAUGCAUAUAGGGAGAAGUGGGCAAGAGCUGCUGGACUUCUUGCGACUGCAGACCGUGUAAUCAUCACAAAUUUGGAGAUGGGCCAGGCUUCCUUGCAAAAAGCAUCAGAGAUUUAUGAGUCUAUUGGCAUGCAUGAGAAGGCUGCCACUUGCUACAUCAAAUUAGGUGACUACAAAAGAGCAGGAAUGGUCUUUAUGGAAAAAUGUGGAACUUCAAGGCUUGAAGAUGCUGGUGACUGUUUUGAGAUGACUGAAUGCUGGUCACAGGCAGCUGAAGUUUACUUUAAAGCUAAAUGCUAUACAAAGUGUUUCUCCUGCUGCUCAAAAGGAAAAUUAUUUUAUCAGGGCUUGCAAUUCUUGCAACAGCUGAAGAAGGAACAUUGUGAGAAUUUCAACUCAGAGUUUGCUAUCAUUGGAAAGACAUAUCUAGAAAAUUGUGCAUUAUACUAUUUUGAACUUGGGGAUAUUAAGCACAUGAUGCCAUUUGUCAAGGCUUUCAACUCUAUGGAUCAUGUUCGAGCAUUCUUAAAUUCUAGGAAUCUUUUGGAUGAACUGCUGAGUAUAGAAAUGGAAAUGGGUAAUUUCCUUGAAGCUGCAGGUAUAGCAAAACUUAAAGGUGAUUUCUUAUCGGAAGUAAACAUGCUAGAGAAGGCAGAAUUGUUUGAGUAUGCUACACAGCUCCUCCUCAUUUACAUCACUGCAAAUUCCUUAUGGGCUACACAUAGUAGAGGAUGGCCUCCAAAAAGUUUUGCUGAAAAGGAACAGUUUCUCUUAAAAGUUAAAGAGAUAGCAAAUAAAGUAUCUGAGAGCUUUUUCCACUUUGCUUGCAUUGAAGCAGAUGCAUUGUCAGAUUCACAUAAAUCCCUUGCCACUUUAACCUACAACUUGCUUGAAGGCAGAAAAUGUGGAAGCUUGUUAGUCGAACUUAUUUCUGCUCGUUCCAUUAUUGAUGUUCAUCUUUGGUCUCAAACCUCUGGAUACAACCUUGAGUUAGAGCCAGGACCUGAAGAUGAACAGUAUUGCCAUGAUUUGCUGGCCUGUAAUCAGAUAUCACUGGAAACACUAGCCUGUGUUUGGAACCACUGGAGUUCAAUUAUAGUCAAAGUGAUAGCUCAUCUUCAUCACUUUGAGGAUCCAAAAUCAAAUGAUUCUGCAGCUAUGUGUGAAGAUCUUUGUGCUAAAUAUUUUGGGUUGAGAAAAGAUGGUGACAGCCGAUAUGCGGUAGUUAACAUGGAUUCAAGUUGGCUUACUAGCACAGGUAGGAGUUAUUUGGAGCAAGAUGGCAACAGAUGUUGGAUGGAUGUCGUCCAAUGUAGGUCGUGUGCUGAGAAUUUUUUAGUAAAUGAGCUCUUUUCAGUUGGCUUUAGUGUACUCCAAAAGUUGCAGUGUUUUGUUGAUAAUUCUGUGGAGCUAACAUUAUCUCCUCAUGCCCAUUGGAGGACUAUCACUAUCGUAACUGCAAUUGCAAGGUUUCUACAAAACUCAGAGCUCAGUGUGCCAAAAUAUCCAAAAAAGUUAAGAAACCUCUUCACUCACUGUGAACGCUGCUUCUUUGAAUUACUGUUCCUAGCCUGGAGGGAUGAAACGACAAAGAGCUUUAUGUAUAUAUUUGACUCACCUACUGCAUAUGGUUUGAUUGUGGAUUCCCUAGGUUUGUAUCUUAGGUCAGGAAAUCAGAAGCUGACUCAUGGGCAUCUUGGGAGAAUAACAAUGUAUAUGCUGUACACAGCACGAUCGGAUGACAUGCUGACUUCAAGACUUGUACAAUACCUGGAUAGAGAUUCAGAAUGGGGAGAUUUUUUUCAAUCUUUGAAGAGAUUUCUUGACUGUGGUGAUGGAAGAUACACAUUCAUCAUGAACUUUAAACGAGCUCUUGAAUUUACAUUUAACGCAAAUUGGAGGUUUGAAAGAGACUAUGUAUCUCCUGUAUGCUUUGUGAAUCUCAUGGAGUGCCUUGGUUUUUUAGCAUCAUCAUAUCUUAUACUGAAUGGUUGUGUUUUCUGCACAAAAUCUCUAUUGAUUAAUAUGUUGAAGUGCCGUACAAGCAAGGAAUACCUUGGUACAUGCCUGGGUUCUGGACCAGUUAGCCAGGAUUUGGAUGUGGGCCAUGUGGCAUACUCAUCAGGGAAGUUCAUAUUCCACUCAAUUAGGAAUCUCUUGACAAACAAGUUUGCUAUUCAAGAUUGGGUUCGGAGAACAAACAUUGCAUAUGUCCCCAUCCUUUUGCGACUAGUGAUCUUGCUUUAUCUAGUGACUUUGACUAUUAAUAAAGUGGGGAACUGCAAUGAAGUCACAGAUUUCCUUCAGAGGUGCAGAAUUUUUGAGGAUUUACCUCUGGAAUUCUCCAAGAAGAUUGUAUAUAGCUUGAAAUUGAGGUCUCGAAAAGUGGGCAACUUCAUACAGAUAUUUGCUGAUGCACUUGCAGCAACUGGAAAUCACAUGGUGGUUCUUGGUUCACCGAAAGGCCAGCUAAUCAGUCGAAAUUUGAAUGCUUAUAUAAUUACAAGUUCGGAUUUGACUGAUGUUGAAAAAGUAACGGCAUUUCUUUGUCAAGAGCGGGGAUCUACCACGCAAGAUGAAAUAACAACCUGCAAGGUUACCUUUGGGAAUUUCACUAUCGCAGGAGUACGAGACAAUAAGGUAGAGAAUAAAAUUGAAAUGCAUUUAAGUGAUGAGAACAUUUCCUUUUGGGAGAAGUUUGAGUCGUUUCAAGUCUUCAUGCAUGUCCAGAAGGAUGCAAGGAUUAUUAUCAUAUUCCUUAAAAGUGUUCUUUCCUGGCUGGAGCAAAGAGGUCCUCUAGAAAAUAUAGAUACUCAAUUGUUUGAAGAGGUCAAGCACAUCUGCAAUCAAUUCGAAGAGCAGUCUAUCUGGAAGAAGAGAGAUAGUCUGACUGUUGAGGACCUCUACUCAAUGUGGAAUGACGGUGAGAAAAAAUUGCAAAAAAUCAUCAGUUUUCUGCGUUCUGAGAAAGCUUCCCGGAAAGAAUCUGAAAGUAGGAAGGAAGUAGCACCUGCUGUCCAGUUCCACACGGAGGGGGAUGAUGAAUGGAAUGCAUGCUCAGAUGAUGAACCUGACACAGGAGGAAGAGAGAUGGUGGAACCUGCUGUCCAGUUCCACACGGAGGGGGGUGAUGAAUGGAGUGCAUGCUCAGAUGAUGAACCUGACACAGGAGGAAGAGAGAUGGUGGAACCGACCAAGGAAGAAGCAACUGUGACCUGCUCGACUUCGAAAAAGAAGGCUCAAAAGAAGAAGAAGAAAUCAAAGAAGUCUAAACGCGGGAAGAAGUGAGCUGGUGUAGUCUAUAACCUUAGAGCAUGGUUUCUAUAAAGCUUUGGCACCAAUCCCUUCUCUCUGAAAUAGCAACACCAUGGCUGCUUGCCUUGCUCGGAUGUACAGAAGAAUUAUGUCGUUGCUUAAUUGCUUAUGACUUUUCACUAGCUCACGAUUAUUUAUUUGUUCUAGUUUUGUGUGGUGUAUAGUUAGUCUUCUGUUUACUGUUCUGAUGCUGAUGGUUAUGCCUUCUGCUUCUGUUUUA